This is a messenger RNA of Formica exsecta, 1704 nucleotides long. Its product is annotated as glutathione S-transferase 1-like. Gene Ontology annotation, biological process: glutathione metabolic process. The transcript is spliced from 7 exons. Bases 795 to 1460 code for a protein of 221 amino acids. Gene Ontology annotation, molecular function: glutathione transferase activity. The record is from RefSeq and is a predicted model, not a curated record. Lineage: Eukaryota; Metazoa; Arthropoda; Insecta; Hymenoptera; Formicidae.
UAAUUAGAAUUAUAUUGUCAUGGCGUAUCGCGUUUGUCCAAAAAACGAGGUCAAAGACCGCCCCUAUCCCAGGUGACGGCGGUAACGAAAGAAAUUUAUUGAGACGAAUGGAACGGUGCAAACAAAAUCGUGAAAAUUACGAGAAUACGUCGUUAACGGGACGUCGUAAAAGCGCCGGCCGCGUUGCACCGGAAUCACCACUUUCACGCCGGAAAAUUAAGGAACCCAUUUUAAUGGUCAAUAUAAUACCCGACAUAAUUGCCGACCCACGAAACGAAAUCGCUGAGUAUAACUGUGAAAUCUUGGACGAGCAAAAAUUGAUUAUCAAUUGCUCGCACAGGAGUUAUUUUAUAUCUUGUUAAGCGAUCGAUCGACUUUACUGGGAACUUUCGAUCGUAACGGAUAAUGUCAACGUUGAAGUUUCGCGGUUUUGUUUGGCAGUACGCUAUUGCUAUGGCAACUUUGCAAACGUUUGCGCGCGCGCAUUUUCUUUUCUUUUACGUAUACCUGCCGUUUUCCAUAAAAAAACUAUUCGCCACUAGAAGAAGCGAUGAGCAAUAUAUUUCUACGACGAUAGUGCAACGACCCGAGCAAACGAUAAGCCAAUUAAUUAGCUUGAUGCGCAACGGUUGCAAGUAUCAUCGAUUUGUACCAAUCAAUCGAGUUUGUGAAGGGUUGCAGUAAUAUUCAAAACGAGAGACUCGCAAAUCAAAGGCAGAGGAACGCGCGGGAAGACACGAAGGGAAUAACGAAAGCAGGUGGUUUUUUAGUGAGAAGCAAGAAAGCGAGACGAAAUGCCGAUUGAUUGUUAUUAUUUGCCGCCAAGUCCACCCUGUCGUACCGUUAUGCUACUUGCAAAGGCUCUGGGCAUUCAUUUUAACAUUAAAAUCGUGAAUGUCAUGAACGGAGAGCAUAUGAAUCCGGAAUUUGUACAGAUAAAUCCGCAGCAUGUGAUACCAACCAUCGACGAUAACGGCUUUAUUCUGUGGGAAAGUCGUCCCAUUAUGGCAUAUUUGGUUAACAAAUAUGCGAAAAAUGACUCUCUUUAUCCAAAAGAUCCAAAACAAAAGGCAAUAGUCGAUCAGAUGAUGUAUUUCGAUGCUGGCAGUCUCUAUUCCAAUUUAAUCAUAUGUUACAUACCAGUGGUUCGAGGCCAGGCUUCUUCCAUUGAGGAGGCAGAUCUGGAAAAAGUUAAGAAAUCAUUCGAGGUGCUCAAUCUUCUCCUCGAGGGUAAAGAAUUCGCGGCCGGCGAAAACUUGACUAUCGCCGAUUUCACUAUUAGUACAACUAUAUGUUUGAUAUUGUGUUUCGACUUUGACAUCGGCCCUUACGAUAACGUCGCCGCGUAUUACGAUCGUUGCAAGGAGAGUCUGGAGAAAUUCGGAUUCGAGGAGGUGCACGCCAUGGGUGUUAAAGUGUUUACCGAGCUCUAUCACGCGAAUUUGCAAGAAUCUAGUUAAGGUGGAUAUGGCUAUGGAUAUUUUUGCGCGCUUAAAGUAGAGGAUCGAUAAUACUUCGUUUACCUGAGAUCGAGAUUAGACAUGAAAUUCUAUUGUAACCUUAUAGAAUUUUAAUUCACUUUUUCCCUUCGCUAGUUUCUAGCAUUAUAACAUACUUUUUAAACCAAGUAAUGCCAGUAUUUUGAAAGAAUUGUUCUUGCUGUACGUAUACACAUAGUUUAGUUAAUAAAUUUGUUCUUGUGUA